Messenger RNA from Eurytemora carolleeae, 1970 nucleotides. RefSeq names its product TBC1 domain family member 24 (gene sky). The transcript has 16 exons. The coding region runs from base 78 to 1727 and encodes 549 amino acids. The record is from RefSeq and is a predicted model, not a curated record. NCBI's taxonomy places the organism in Eukaryota, Metazoa, Arthropoda, Copepoda, Calanoida, Temoridae.
UUUUACGAAACGAAGCAUUUCAGAUUGUGAAAUGUGUAAUGGGUUUCCGAGUUUAUCCUUGAGUAUAUGAGAACAGGAUGACAGUUGAAGGUUCUCAGUCUUCAGGGGGUAGUAUAGAUCUGGGGACAUUCUCAGCACUGUUAGAACAGGGAAAAAUACAAGACGCCAAAAUUUUGCUGAGAACCAAACCUAUUACAGAUAUAGCAGGAGUGUGGAAGAGUAUCCUGGUUCUGCGUACUAAAAAUAAACUGAUUGAUAAUGAUUCUAUAUACUGGGAUACUGUAGAUACAUGCUUCGGCUCAAGAAAUUUAGAGGAUUGUGCAGAUCAGACUCCAGGCUGCGUAGAUUCUCAUCAGCUCAACUAUGAUCUUGAUACAGAGUCAAAAGCCCAGGUUUGCCGUCUAGUGACAUGUAUAGCCUACAUGAGUCCUGAUGUACCGUAUUGUCCUUUAUUAUACCCCUCAGCUGCAUUGCUAAGAAAAUUUCUGAGCGAAGCGGAAUGUUUUGGAUUCCUGAGUUGUUUGGUAUCUCCUUCUCCUGGUCUUACCUUCUUCACGCAGAGUAGAAGAUCCUGGGAUAUUACAUGCAGAGCAUUAAAACCUCUAGCUCUCAAGUAUAUUAAGAAGCAUAUCUCAGAAUUAGAAAGAUCAUUUGGACGAGAUAAGGUCAACUCUGGACUGACUGGUUGGAUUUGGUGGAUAUUUAAAUAUUUACCAGUUCGGUUGAUCACAAGAAUAUUUACAUCAUUCCUUCUAGAGGGACACAAGGUUCUUUACCGGACUGGUUUGGCAAUCCUCAAACUGUUCAGUAAAGAGAUUUUUAAACCUGGAACUAACCUAUCAGGAAGCCUAGCUUCACAGAUCCAGAUAUUCUGCUCCAACCUAGCAAUACCAGAGGAGGAGUUCAUCAGAGUUGGGUUCAAGAUACAACGCUUCAGUAAAUCCGAUCUUGCAAAGAUUAUGGUCAAACUUGAAAUGGAGGUUAAGGCUCAGAAUAGUAUAAAGAUAGAGGACGGAGGAAGACGGAGAAGUAAUCAAGAAUUGUUAAAUUCUGAAACUGUUGAGGAUCUAGUAGCAGUUUCUGAUAAUCUGUCAUAUAAACAGGGAUUUAGUACUCCUCAACCUAAACCUAAAUCCACCACAACCUUUGCUAUUCAUCAUUUAAAAUCUGAAGCAUUGAGUAAGACUAAUUUAGUCAAGAUUUGGAAUCUAAUACCAGAAAGGAUAACUAUGAUAACUCCAAAAUUAGUUUACUCUUCUAAUGAUCACGGAACCUCGUUGCAAACCUUCUUCAAUAAGACGGAGAAAUACGAACCAACAAUCCUUGUGAUAAAAUCCUACGAGGGAGAUGUUUUCGGAGCUUAUUGUUCUACAACAUGGGCUUGCAGGAAUGAGAAAGAUGACCGCGGGAUGAGACAAACAUAUUUUGGGACCGGAGAAACAUUUCUUUUCAAACUUGACGGAGACAAGGUUCUUAAAUAUCCUUGGGUUGGGGAGAACAAGGAGAUUGAGGGACGGGGUAAUAGAGCGGAGCAGUUGUAUAUGUCAGGAGAUACAACUAUGAUAACAGUUGGGGGCGGGGAUGGAACAGGUCUGUAUCUUGACGAGAACCUGGAGUUUGGGAGAACUGAACCCUGUCUCACCUUUAACAAUCCUCCUUUAGCCUCUGAUAAGAACUUUACAGUAUCCUUGAUUGAAGUUUUUGGUUUUAAUAAUCUUGAUGAUUAGUAGAUUGCCUCAAUGUCCAGCAUUCAAAACUUGAUUGGAGAAUAUCAUUCAUUUUCACCUUUAUAUUAGUUUAAAUUAUGCUGCACUAUUUAAACCUUUGUCAUCUUGAUGUUUUAAAUUGCAAGCAAAUUACAUUCCGGCAGCCAUUUAUGAUAUUUAUUGAUCUCUUUUAUUAUGAUAUUAUUUAAGAUAUUAAUGAAAUUUCUUACACUAUUUUUUAGUUUCUAACCCUACCCUUUUUUU